This is a messenger RNA of Diabrotica virgifera virgifera (western corn rootworm), 822 nucleotides long. It is a transcript of the gene CCDC53, whose product is annotated as WASH complex subunit 3. The transcript is spliced from 4 exons. The record is from RefSeq and is a predicted model, not a curated record. Gene Ontology annotation, biological process: actin filament polymerization; exocytosis. Gene Ontology annotation, cellular component: WASH complex. Bases 153 to 728 code for a protein of 191 amino acids. Lineage: Eukaryota; Metazoa; Arthropoda; Insecta; Coleoptera; Chrysomelidae.
AAGAAUAAGGGGGUGUAACCUGUCAGUUACAAGUUUGACAUAUGUCAGAUGAUUGUCAAAAUGUUUUGAUAUUUUCUUAAGCGUAGUUCAAAUAAUUUGAAAUGUUUAAUAAUUUAAAAUAAAGCUGUUUUUUUAUAAUUUCUUUCCUUAGCAUGGAAGUCGAGUUCCCUUCUAUAGAUCCCAAUGAGGAUUUAACCCAGAUUUUGCCCAUUCAACAGAAACGUACUAUAGCGUUUGUUAAUCAUUUCAUAAUGAACACAGUGUCGCAUUUAAAUAAUUUCGCACAGUCGUGUGAGUCCCGGUUCAUGGAAUUCGAUUAUAAAAUUCAGAAGAUUGAAGCUUCCCUUUCUAUAUUGGAGUCACAAUUGUCAUCAAUAUCUGGUUUGGAUAAUGUAGAAAGCAAAAAAGAUAAUUUAGACCAUGUCGAUAAUAGUUCCCAAAAUGUUGUCGAAGUAGAAUUGCCCGAGAUCAAGCAGCAAAAAGAAGAGGAACCAACUAUUGUGGUUGAGCCAGACCCUCCUCAGAAAACUCAAGGAAUCGCAGCUAAAGAUGACCCUAGAUUUAAGAAAUUCUUUAAAAUGCUACAAUUUGGAGUGCCUGAGCCGGCUGUCAAAUUAAAAAUGAAGAAUGAAGGCAUAGAUCCAUCCAUUUUGGAAAAACCUCAUGAUGUUGUGCCAGGAUUAACGGAAGAUCUGAUACAAAAUGAGUCUGAAGAAAAAUCAGAUUGAUUCUAGACAAAUUCGUAUUUAAUAUGUUCCUAGACAGUAUUUUUAAGUAAAUUUUUAUAUCCGUACCGUUAUAAAUAAAUAUGUUUUAAAACAA